AUGGCACGUGGAUCAGAACUUCUCAAGAAACACCAGCAGAGAUCCACAGGGAAAAAAUCAAACUGCUGCUCUGACUGUGGGAAAUGUUUCAUAAGAUCAAAUUCACUAAAAGUACACCUGAGAAUUCACACUGGAGUGAAAUCUCACUGCUGCUCUGACUGUGGGAAAAGAUUCAAUUCUUCAGUAGACCUUAAAAUACAUAAAAUAAUUCACAGUGGAGAGAAACCUUUUGGCUGUGAUCACUGUGGGAAGAGUUUUAUUCGGCUACAAACCCUGAAAACACACCAGAGAAUACACACUGGAGAGAAACCUUAUGGCUGUGAUCAAUGUGGGAAGAGUUUUACUCAGCUUAACAGCCUGAUGGUACACCAGCGAGGGCAUACAGGAGAGAAACCUUAUAGCUGUAAUCAAUGUGGGAAGAGUUUUUCUACAUCUAGCUAUCUAACUAUACACCAGAGAACACACACAGGAGAGAAACCAUAUAGCUGUAAUCAAUGUGGGAAGAGUUUUAUUCGGCUACAAACCCUGAAAUCACAUCAGAGAAUACACACAGGAGAGAAAUCUUAUGGCUGUGAUACAUGUGGGAAGAGUUUUACUCACCUUAACAGCCUGAUAGUACACCAGCGGACACACACAGGAGAGAAACCUUAUAGCUGUGAUCAAUGUGGGAAGAGUUUUUCUACAUCUAGUUAUCAAAGGAUACACCAGAGAACACACACAGGAGAGAAACCAUAUAGCUGUGAUCAAUGUGGGAAGAGUUUCACUCAGCUAAAUAGCCUGAUAGUACACCAGCGGACACACACAGGAGAGAAAGCUUUUAAAUGUGAUCAAUGUGGUAAGAGUUUUGGUACAUCUGGCUGUCUGAGGACACACCAGAGAACACACACAGGAGAGAAACCUCAUAGCUGUCAUCAAUGUGGGAAGAGUUUUGGUACAUCUGGAUGUCUGACGACACACCAGAGAACACACACAGGAGAGAAGCCUUAUAACUGUAGUCAAUGUGGGAAGAGUUUUACUACAUCUAGCCAGCUGACUUUACACCAGAGAACACACACUGGAGAGAAACCAUAUAGCUGUGAUCAAUGUGGGAAGAGUUUUUCUCGGCCAGACAGCCUGAAUAUACACAAGCGGACACACACAGGAGAGAAAUCUUAUAGCUGUAGUCAAUGUGGGAAGGGUUUUACGACAUCUAGCCAGCUGACUUUGCACCAGAGAAGACACACAGGACAGAAUCCUUAUAGCUGUACUCAAUGUGGGAAGAGUUUUACUUUGCUUAACAGCCUGGUGUCACACCACAGAACACACACAUGAGAGAAUCCUUGCUGUAAUCAAUGUGGGAAGAGAGUCACUGGUAAACGAUCUCUGAUCAAACAUCAGAAAAUACAUGGAGUUGUUUCAUGAUAUCAAUUAAAUAAUGUCACAAUGUAGAUUGUUUUAACAUUGUAGUAGCAGUAUUUUAAGGAAUGUCAGAAUGUAGAAACCUAAACGUUUGCUCUGAAUUGAAAGAAUACUAUUUAUGAGAUUUAACAAAAAGUGACUAACAAAAAAAGGAGUUAUGUUACACUUACCAAGUUGGUGACCCACUUCAAUCAAAAUGCAACACUUCAAAAUGUAGCUAGCUGUUUUCUACAAAUUGUCCUCUAACCAGGGAUGUACACAUUAUUCC
Salvelinus namaycush (lake trout) is the source of this 1666-nucleotide messenger RNA. Its product is annotated as zinc finger protein 271-like. Lineage: Eukaryota; Metazoa; Chordata; Actinopteri; Salmoniformes; Salmonidae. Gene Ontology annotation, molecular function: DNA-binding transcription repressor activity, RNA polymerase II-specific. Gene Ontology annotation, biological process: negative regulation of transcription by RNA polymerase II. The record is from RefSeq and is a predicted model, not a curated record. The transcript has 2 exons. Bases 1 to 1311 code for a protein of 436 amino acids.